AUGCUCUUCUGGUUCCUCUCCCUCGCGGCGACUGUACUUGCUGUAGCACCGUCUACCGCUGGCGCCCCAACGGCAACCACGCUGAAUGGGACAUACGUCGGCCGCUAUGUUCCCGAAUAUGACCAAGACUUCUUCCUUGGCGUGCCCUUUGCUCAGCCGCCUGUCGGUCCUCUGCGAUUUGCUAACCCUCAGUCACUGAACACGUCCUUCAGCGGGACUCGCGAGGCGACGGAAUAUAGCGUGGAGUGCGUAGGAUACGGCAGUGACCAAUGGGCCUUCAACGUAAGCGAAGACUGCCUCUACCUGAACGUUGUGCGCCCUGCGAACUAUGCGGAUUAUGAUGAACCGCUCCCAGUUGGCGUUUGGAUUUACGGCGGCAGCUUCGUCGAGGGCGGCUCACCCGAUCAGCGCUACAACCUCUCGUUCAUCGUGCAGAACAGCGUCGAUAUAGGGAAGCCAUUUGUCGGUGUUUCGUUCAACUAUCGACUGUCGGCCUGGGGCUUCAUGGCAUCUGGCCAAUUAGCCGGCGAGGGCAGCACGAACAUGGGUCUCAGAGACCAGCGUCUCGCUCUGCAUUGGAUCCAGGAGAACAUAGGUGCCUUCGGUGGCGAUCCGUCGAAAGUCACAAUAUGGGGCGAAAGUGCGGGCGGUAUGUCAGUCGGGUUCCACCUCGUCGCCUACAACGGACGGGACGACGGGCUUUUCCGCGCGGGGAUCAUGGAGUCUGGCAACUCCAUCCAAUGGAACGGGAUGUACACCGCGGAUUACUUCGACGGCGAGUACCAGGCAAUCAUCGAAAACGUCGGGUGCACAUCCGCUGCGGACGUGCUCGCGUGCCUCCGCGCGACGCCGUUCGACACGCUCAACGCCGCGGUGAACACGACGAACGCGGGCGUGUGGUUCCCGGUGAUCGAUGGGGACUUCAUCACGAAGCUGGCGAGCUACCAGCUCGAGGCGGGCGAGUACGUGCAUGUGCCGAUCAUCUGUGGGACGAAUACGGACGAGGGGACGUCAUUUGGCCCGAUGGGCAUCAACACGACCGCGCAGUUUCUGCAGGUGCUCGAAGAGGGUGGGAUUCAUCCAUAUACACCCCUUGCCCCGGCUCUCGCACAGCAGAUCAUCAACGUAUAUCCUGACGAUCCAUGCGUCGGUAUUCCGGAAGGCCUUGGGUGUACACGCCUCAAUAAUAGUUUCGGCCUCGAGUGGCGGCGCACCUCUGCAUACGCAGGCGACGCGACCUUCAUUGCCGGGCGGCGGUACCAAUGCCAAAUCUUCGCCGCCGGCGGAAACGCCACGUACUGCUACCGCUUCAACACGCUCCCGAACGGCGUCUCGAUCGACUACGGCGUGACGCACUUCCAGGAGGUCGCCUUCGUCUUCGACAACACGGGCGGGUACGGGUACACCGUCUCGCCCGACCCCUUUGCGGGCGUGCCCGAGAGCUACUUCGCGCUCGCGAAGCUGAUGAGCAGGUCGUGGGCGAGCUUCAUACACGAUCUGGACCCGAACAGCUGGAGGGAAAGCGGCCCGUAUGCAGAGGCGGGGACGCCGCUGUGGCCGGCGUAUGAUGUGGACAAUCCGCUGGAUAUCGUGUGGGACGCGAAUGUGACGGGCCUUGCGUGGGUCGAGUCUGACACGUUCCGAGCCGAGGGGAUCGACACCAUUAUAUCGUUCAACCGUGCUUUCAGACGGUAA
This is a messenger RNA of Rhodofomes roseus, 1695 nucleotides long. Its product is annotated as Alpha/Beta hydrolase protein. NCBI's taxonomy places the organism in Eukaryota, Fungi, Basidiomycota, Agaricomycetes, Polyporales, Fomitopsidaceae. The record is from RefSeq and is a predicted model, not a curated record. The transcript is spliced from 8 exons. Bases 1 to 1695 code for a protein of 564 amino acids.